Colias croceus (clouded yellow) is the source of this 504-nucleotide messenger RNA. It is a transcript of the gene RpL32, whose product is annotated as 60S ribosomal protein L32. Bases 82 to 486 code for a protein of 134 amino acids. Gene Ontology annotation, molecular function: structural constituent of ribosome. The record is from RefSeq and is a predicted model, not a curated record. Gene Ontology annotation, cellular component: cytosolic large ribosomal subunit; ribosome. Gene Ontology annotation, biological process: translation. NCBI's taxonomy places the organism in Eukaryota, Metazoa, Arthropoda, Insecta, Lepidoptera, Pieridae. The transcript is spliced from 3 exons.
UUGUCUAUUCCUUCUUCCUUUUCGUGCGGCCGUGUCACCGCGUGGUUCACAGCCGCGUUUCGCUACAGAAACAAAGUCAAAAUGGCAAUCAGACCGGUAUAUAGGCCGACUAUCGUCAAAAAGAGGACGAAAAGAUUCAUCAGACAUCAAUCCGACCGAUAUGACAAACUUAAACGUAACUGGCGUAAACCUAGAGGUAUUGACAACAGAGUGCGCAGGCGUUUCAAGGGUCAAUACUUGAUGCCAACAAUUGGUUAUGGUUCCAACAAGAAGACCCGCCACAUGCUGCCUAAUGGCUUCCGCAAGGUCCUCGUGCACAACGUCCGCGAACUGGAGAUCCUCAUGAUGCAAAACAGGAAAUACUGCGCGGAGAUUGCGCACGGCGUGUCCUCCAAGAACCGCAAGACCAUCGUAGAGAGGGCCCAGCAGCUCAGCAUCAGGGUGACCAACGCGGCCGCCCGCCUCCGCAGCCAGGAGAACGAAUAAAUAUACGUUUAUAGUUAA